AUGGAGACCCCCGGGCAGAAGAGGACCACCCGCAGCGGGGCCGGCUCGACCCCGCUCUCGCCGGCCCGCAUCACCCGCCUGCAAGAGAAGGAGGACCUGCAGGAGCUGAACGACCGCCUGGCCGUCUACAUCGACAAGGUGCGCUCGCUGGAGUCGGAGAACGCCGGCCUCCGCCUGCGCAUCUCCGAGUCGGAGGAGGAGGUGAGCCGCGAAGUCACCGGCAUCAAGGGGGCCUACGAGGCCGAGCUGGCCGACGCCCGCAAGACGCUGGACUCGGUGGCCAAGGAGAGGGCGCGCCUGCAGCUGGAGCUCAGCAAAGUCCGCGAGGAGUAUAAGGAGCUCAAGGCCAGGAACACCAAGAAGGAAGGGGACCUGCUGGCCGCCCAGGCCCGCCUGAAGGAUGUCGAGGCCCUUCUGAACUCCAAGGAAGCUGCCCUCACCACUGCUCUGGGGGAGAAGCGGAACCUGGAAAAUGAACUCCGCGAUCUGAGAGCCCAGCUGGCCAAGCUGGAAGCGGCUUUGGCUGAGGCCAAGAAGCAGCUUCAGGAUGAGAUGCUUCGGCGGGUUGACGCUGAGAACAGGCUGCAGACCCUGAAGGAGGAGCUGGACUUCCAGAAGAACAUCUACAGCGAGGAGCUUCGUGAGACCAAACGCCGCCAUGAGACCCGCCUGGUGGAGAUUGACAACGGUCGCCAGCAGGAGUUUGAGUGCAAGCUGGCCGACGCCUUGCAGGAUAUGAGGGGCCAGCAGGAAGCCCAGGUCCGGCUCUACAAGGAAGAGCUGGAGAAGACUUACAGUGCCAAGAUGGAGAAUGCCAAGCAGUCUGCCGAGAGGAACAGCAACAUGGCGGGGGCGGCCCAUGAAGAACUGCAGCAGACCCGCAUCCGCAUCGAUAGUCUGUCGGCUCAGCUCAGCCAGCUGCAGAAGCAGCUCUCUGCCAAGGAGGCGAAACUGCGGGAUCUUGAGGACGCCCUCUCCAGGGAAAGGGAAACCAGCCGCCGCAUCCUGUCCGAGAAGGAGCGGGAGAUGGCCGAGAUGCGGGCCCGCAUGCAGCAGCAGCUGGACGAAUACCAGGAGCUGCUGGACAUCAAACUGGCCUUGGACAUGGAGAUCAACGCCUACCGCAAGCUCCUGGAGGGGGAGGAGGAGAGGCUGCGCCUCUCCCCCAGCCCUUCUUCCCAAAAGUCCGGCGGCAGGACCCGGAUCUCCCACUCGUCCGCUCAAAGUGCUUCCAAGAAGAGGAAGCUGGAGGACGGGGAGAGCCGCACCAGCUUCUCGCACCACGCCCGGACCAGCGGCCGUGUGGCCGUGGAGGAAGUGGACCUCGAAGGGAAGUUCAUCCGUCUCAGGAACAAGACUAAUGAGGACCAGUCUUUGGGAAACUGGCAGGUAAAGCGCCAGAACGGAGAAGAGGCCCCCAUCUGCUACCGGUUCCCUCCUAAGUUCACCUUGAAGGCUGGACAGGUCGUUACGAUCUGGGCUGCUGGCGCCGGGGUGACCCAUAACCCUCCCACGGAUAUGGUGUGGAAGAACCAAAGCUCAUGGGGAUCUGGAGACAGCCUGCGCACUGCUCUCCUCACUUCCACUGGAGAGGAAGUGGCCAUGAGGAAGCUGGUGCGCACUGUAGUUGUCGAGGACGAUGACGAAGAGGAUGAUGACGAAAUUGGCGUCCACCACCGCCACCACCACAGCCACUGCGGCGGUUCCGGGGACCCUGGCGAGUACAACCUGCGUUCUCGCACGGUGCUGUGCGGAACCUGCGGGCAGCCGGCGGAGAAGGCCGGCGGCGGCACCAACGCUGCCGCUGCCACCAGCACCAUGUCCUCUGGAUCAUCCUCUUCCAGUGUCACCAUCACCCGUGGUUACCGCAGCACGGGGGGGACCGGCAUCGGGGAGGGCCUGCUGCCCAGGUCUUACAUCCUGGGCAAUUCCAGCCCACGCCAGCAGGGACCGCAGAACUGCAGCAUCAUGUAACUCCUCUGAUUCCCCCCCUCCCCCCA
Euleptes europaea (tarantolino) is the source of this 2000-nucleotide messenger RNA. It is a transcript of the gene LMNA, whose product is annotated as lamin A/C. The coding region runs from base 1 to 1974 and encodes 657 amino acids. The transcript has 12 exons. The record is from RefSeq and is a predicted model, not a curated record. NCBI's taxonomy places the organism in Eukaryota, Metazoa, Chordata, Lepidosauria, Squamata, Sphaerodactylidae.